CAAGGAGCGAAUGCUGCUACCCGCCGAUUUCCAGAAUUCAUGAGGAAUAAUUCAGCGAGAAAUGUAACGAUCAAGCAGUCUGCUGCCCUUGCCUGCCAAGAUCCUUGCUUGAUGUGGACGGCGGCGAGAGUUUCUCAAGAUGGACUUCAGCUGAGGAGGAUGGAUAGUGGCCUCAUUACGCUUACUUUCUUCCUGAGACUAUGUUUUAUUAUACAUAUAAAAAUAGAGUGGUCCGUAGCCUUAGCUGAGUCAUCUGCCCUUUCUUCCACGCUUUAA
Molecule: messenger RNA, 276 nt
Organism: Haemonchus placei
Lineage: Eukaryota; Metazoa; Nematoda; Chromadorea; Rhabditida; Trichostrongylidae
Source: the annotation of a GenBank genome assembly